GCGCCCGGGGCUUUCCCGGUUGCGCAGGGUUUAGUAGUCGGAGUUUCCAGGCUGUGGGCGCUUCCCCCCCCCCGCCCCAGCUCGCCUUCCCACGCGACCUAUAUAGUUCGGGGAGCGCAGAAGGGCCGCUGGUAGCGGGGGGAGCCGAGCCGAGCCCAUUUUGUUCCACCUAAAAGAAUUAAAUGAUUGAAACUACCGAUACUUCCAUUUUCUUCUUGCGAACAGUCAGCAUCACUAUGGAGGCGUAGGCACCUUAGAAGGGACUUCAGUCUGAACUCUGGGAGGUAGUUCUGUGCACAAAUAAAGAAACUAAGGCUUAAUAAAAAUUUUUUAUUAAUCUGAGGAUUCUGUUUGCUUCUGUAUGCCAUAAACAUGGCAUACAGAAAAAACUUAAUUCAGCAGUAUAAAGCCGUAGAAUGUCCCAACACAAAACAAUUAAUUUAUGUUAAAUUUGAUAACUGUUUACUUGUAACUAAGGCACCAGGUUAAAACUGAAAUGCUCUGUUUGGUCUAUGCUGACAGUGCUAUAGACAGAAAAGCUUGGGGCUCUUCCGGGCAUGUUAAUUAAGGCAGUUCAUGCUUGUCAGAGACAGUGCGUAGGAUUUGUUUAUAUCAUAGCUGAGUACUCUGUAUACGUGAGGUUGAGUGUAAACUAACUUCCUUAAUCUUAUUACGACAAUUUGCAGAAGUUGAGGGUUCCUUCCAAAAAAGGAAGUAUAGCAGUAGCAAAGAUCCUAGGUCAGUUCAGGGAUGUCAGUUCAGAGGCUCUUUUUUUUGUAUGCCUUUUCAGCUUGAAAAAACAUUAUUUUCAGCCUCUUAAUGAAGUUUGCAAACUAAAAUCUUUACAUGUGUAUAAGCUGUGUAUUUAUCAGCUGCCUAGGGUGAAGUAGUUCUCAAAUCACUAAACAAGUGUUCUGGUUAAAAAUGAUGUCGUCUUAGUUGCCCCCCAUUUUAGUUUCUUUAUUGACAAAGGAGUUUGAUAAACCCAUUGGAGGGUUUUCCUCUCUUGAUCCCACCUCUGCUAGCCUAACAAACUGAUACUGCUCUCCCAGAUACACAGUAGAAAGAAGGCAUAUGAUGAUAUAACUAAAGGAAAGUCCUUUUUGACAUGUGUUCUUCAACUGUCAAAAUGGGAUGGGGCAGCUUUUGCACUGAAAGCAGUUGUAUAAGCUGAAUUACAAGAACUUCCCAGAUGUUUAAAGAGUAUUAAUCAUGGAGCUAAUUCUAUUCACAUACGCAUUCAAAGUUGCACAUUAAAGUAUUUCAUUUUCAGGUUCUUAUUUUUGUACAGGCAGGGGUUAUUCCGAAUUGCCUUUAAUGCACACAACUACCUCCCAGAGGAAGACUUGUCCCAUUCUUCCAAAAUUGUCCAUUAUGAACAUAAUGGAAAAUAGCCCUUUCUUGGCUAGCAUCAGGAAGCAGAGUGCUUUUUGUGGUGAACUGAAGUAUGAAUUAUCCUGUGAACUCUACAGAAUGUCAACGUUUUCUACUUUCCCCAGUAAUGUGCCGGUGUCAGAACGGAGUCUUGCCCGGGCUGGGUUUUAUUACACUGGCGUGCAAGAUAAAGUUAAGUGCUUCAGUUGUGGCUUGACAUUGGGCAGCUGGCAACCAGGAGAUAAUGCUAUGGAAAAACAUAAACAGCUGUAUCCUACCUGCAGUUUUGUUCAAGACAUGCUUUCAAUGAACAACCUCGGACUGUCUUCUCGUUCUGCUUUUUCACCUCUGGUCACGAACAACCUCUCACCAUCUCUACAUUCCAUAUCCCUUUCUCCAAGUUUUGAACAAGUUGGCUAUUUCAGCGGCUCUUUUUCCAGUUUUCCUCAAGACCCAAUAACUACUAGGGCAGUUGAAGACCUUUCAGCCUUGAGAUCUGAAUUUCACAAUCCUUCCAUGAGUACAGAAGAUGCCAGACUGCGUACUUUUCACUCAUGGCCAUUGACAUUUCUCUCACCCACUGAUCUGGCAAAGGCUGGUCUUUAUUACUUAGGGACAGCAGACAAAGUUGCUUGUUUUACCUGUGGAGGCCAGCUGAGUAACUGGGAACCAAAAGAUAAUGCUAUGUCAGAGCAUCGGAGACACUUUCCUAACUGCCCUUUUGUGGAAAAACUUACCCGAGACCCACUAAGUUUCAACGUUUCAAAUGUGAGCAUGCAAACCCAUGAAGCGCGUGUUAAAACAUUCAUAAAUUGGCCAGCUAGAAUUCCAGUUCAGCCUGAACAGCUUGCGGAUGCUGGCUUUUACUAUGUAGGUCGCAAUGAUGAUGUCAAGUGUUUUUGCUGUGAUGGUGGGUUAAGGUGCUGGGAAUCUGGAGAUGACCCAUGGAUUGAGCAUGCAAAGUGGUUUCCAAGGUGUGAGUAUCUGCUUCAUGUAAAAGGAGGAGAGUUUGUAAGUCAAAUCCAGGCCAGGUUCCCCCAUCUUCUUGAACAGCUGUUGUCAACCUCUGAUACGAUGCCUGUAGAUGAAAGCAUCGAUCCCCCAAUUAUUCAUUUUGAACCUGGAGAGAGUCCUUCAGAAGAUGCCAUCAUGAUGAACACGCCUGUGGUCAAAGCUGCCUUGGAGAUGGGGUUCAGUCGAAGGCUAAUAAAGCAAACGGUGCAAAGUAAAAUCUUGGCCACUGGAGAAAACUACAAGACUAUUAAUGAUCUUGUGUCUGAUCUGCUUACUGCUGAGGACGAGAAGAAGGAAGAAGAGAAAGAAAGGCAGUUUGAAGAACUUGAAUCAGAUGAUUUGUCCUUAAUCCGGAAGAAUCGAAAGGCUUUAUUCCAGCAUUUAACGUGUGUACUUCCAAUCCUUGGGAGUUUACUAUCAGCAAAAGUGAUAACGGAAAUCGAGCAUGAUGUUAUUAAGCAAAAGACUCAGACACCGUUGCAAGCAAGGGAACUGAUAGAUACAGUUUUAGUGAAAGGAAAUGAAGCAGCCAGCAUAUUCAGAAACUGUCUACGAGAUUGUGAUCCUGAACUAUACAAAGAUUUAUUUGUUGAGAAGAACUUGAAGUAUGUUCCCACAGAAGAUAUUUCAGGUUUACCUAUGGAAGAACAACUAAGGAGAUUGCAAGAGGAAAGAACAUGUAAAGUUUGCAUGGACAAAGAAGUUUCUAUUGUUUUUAUUCCCUGUGGUCACUUAGUGGUGUGCAAAGAGUGUGCCCCGUCCCUUAGAAAAUGCCCUAUUUGCAGGGGGACAAUAAAGGGUACAGUUCGUACCUUUCUUUCAUAAAGAAGGAAGCUUGCAAAAUGUCUGUUUCUGUCAUCCUCCAACUGCUGAAGCUUAAGCUAGCAGGGUCUUAAGAAUGGAAAACUGUGAUACAGAAGAUGAUUACUCAACUACCAAACACUGUUGAGUAAUAGUAAAGCAUUUGUCACUAUGACUGUCUUAGGUAUUCCUUGCCAAAGAAUAUUUCUGUUAACGGAAGAAACUCAAUUUAAGUGUGAGCUUUGUAGUUUUGUAGCCUUUCUUUCUGAGUAAGGAAAGCAGUUUACCUCCAGUCCCCUUGUGUCAGUUGGAAAAAACUUUCUCGUUGAGUUCUGAAAAUAGAGCUUGGCAAUACUCUUCUCAUGAAUUUUCGUGCACAUUACCGUGGCUGUUUAUUAAUAAUUAAUAUUAAUUAACUUUUCGUGACUGUUUUGGUUUUGGCUUUCUAGUGGUUUUAAAGAGGAGCGAAGAUGCUCUUGUAGGAACAGCAGGACUUCAAUUUUUGUUCAUGUGUAGAUACUUGUGUGAUGUGUGUUAAUAAUAGUUUAUAUGAAGACUAAAUUAAAAUUUUUCUACUUCUCAAACAA
Molecule: messenger RNA, 3776 nt
Organism: Cuculus canorus (common cuckoo)
Lineage: Eukaryota; Metazoa; Chordata; Aves; Cuculiformes; Cuculidae
Gene: BIRC2
Product: baculoviral IAP repeat containing 2
Exons: 9
Coding region: 1318-3213 (631 amino acids)
Biological process (GO): regulation of cell cycle; negative regulation of apoptotic process
Cellular component (GO): cytoplasm; spindle microtubule; nucleus
Molecular function (GO): cysteine-type endopeptidase inhibitor activity involved in apoptotic process
Source: RefSeq, a predicted model, not a curated record